GAGACCACUGUUAUCGAAAAUCCUGAGCUGAAUAGCCGUGCGGCUACACGAUUUUGCAGAGGAAGUGAAUAAGUGAAUAGGCAAGCGGUCCCAUCUUCCAUCCUACGAACGAACAACCAGCAACGUCCUACAUCAUCGCCGCCAAACCCCAGAAAGAAAUACCAGUAAUAGCAGGAUGGCACAGGAAGGUCAAGAUAUCCCCACGUUCAAGUGUGUGCUAGUCGGUGAUGGCGGUACUGGCAAGACGACGUUCGUCAAGCGCCACAUGACCGGCGAGUUUGAGAAGAAGUAUGUGGCCACACUCGGCGUGGAGGUGCAUCCGCUCAUCUUCCACACCAAUCGCGGCGCUAUUCGUUUCAAUGUCUGGGAUACGGCCGGCCAGGAGAAGUUUGGUGGCCUGCGCGACGGCUACUAUAUUCAGGGUCAGUGCGCUGUCAUCAUGUUCGAUGUGACGUCUCGUGUUACCUACAAGAACGUACCCAACUGGCAUCGUGAUCUGGUCCGUGUCUGCGAGAACAUACCCAUAGUACUGUGUGGCAACAAGGUCGACAUCAAGGAUCGUAAAGUCAAGGCCAAGAGCAUCGUCUUUCACCGGAAGAAGAAUCUGCAGUAUUACGAUAUUUCUGCCAAGUCGAACUAUAACUUUGAAAAACCAUUCCUGUGGCUGGCUCGUAAGCUGGUCGGUGAUCCAAAUCUGGAGUUUGUUGCCAUGCCAGCUCUUCUGCCGCCCGAGGUUAAAAUGGACAAGGAUUGGCAGCUGCAGAUCGAGCGGGACUUGCAGGAGGCCCAGGCGACCGCUCUGCCCGAUGAGGAUGAGGAUCUAUAAGCAUAUUUAUAAUUAAUAUCCGGCCGGCUUACUACACAUCCUCAAACAAACACAAACACACACAC
This is a messenger RNA of Drosophila bipectinata, 891 nucleotides long. RefSeq names its product RAN, member RAS oncogene family (gene Ran). The record is from RefSeq and is a predicted model, not a curated record. Gene Ontology annotation, biological process: ribosomal subunit export from nucleus; protein import into nucleus. Lineage: Eukaryota; Metazoa; Arthropoda; Insecta; Diptera; Drosophilidae. Gene Ontology annotation, cellular component: cytoplasm; nucleus. Gene Ontology annotation, molecular function: GTP binding; GTPase activity.